UCAGGGCAGUUUAAGCUGCUGGAACAAGACCGAGAUAUUAAGGAGCCAGUGCAGUAUUUUAACAGUGUGGAGGAGGUGGCUAAAGCAUUUCCUGAACGAGUUUACGUCAUGGAGGAAAUAACGUUCAACGUUAAGGUGGCUUCAGGUGAAUGUAAUGAAGACACUGAGGUUUACAACAUUACGCUUAGUACUGGGGAUGAGCUCACUUUAAUGGGGCAAGCAGAAAUCCUUUAUGCAAAGUCUUCUAAGGAGAAGUCACGACUCAACACCAUCUUCAAGAAAAUUGGGAAACUUAAUUCAAUUAGCAAGUUAGGCAGAGGCAAGAUGCCCUGCCUCAUCUGCAUGAACCACAGGACCAAUGAAAGCAUCAGCCUCCCUUUCCAGUGCAAGGGCAGGUUUAGCACCCGCAGCCCACUGGAGGUGCAGAUGCAGGAAGGUGAGCACACAAUUCGCAAUAUAGUCGAGAAAACCCGGCUGCCUGUUAAUGUAACUGUGCCAAGUCCUACACCAAGAAACCCUUAUGACCUGCAUUUUAUCCGGGAAGGGCACAGGUAUAAGUUUGUCAACAUUCAAACCAAGACUGUGGUGGUUUGUUGUGUGCUUCGUGGCAAUAAAAUUAUUCCAAUGCAUUUUCCAUUGCACUUGACACUUCCAAAAUUUACCCUACCUGACAGUCUUGUGAAGGGGGAACUGUGGCAUGAAUCCCUCAUCCAGCACUGGUUUAAUGUAUGCCAAGAACAGUUUGACAUAGAUGAAUAUUCCCGUGCCGUGCGAGAUGUGAAAACUGACUGGAAUGAAGAUUGCAAGAGCCCGAAAAAAAGUCGAUGCCCUGGGCACAGCCAUGUGCCAAAUUCCCUGAGCUAUGCCCGGGAUGAACUUACUCAGUCCUUCCAUCGGCUGUCAGUGUGCGUCUAUGGAAACAAUUUGCACGGGAAUAGUGAAGUGAAUCUUCACGGUUGCAGGGACUUGUGUAAUGAGUGGGCCCUGUUUUCUCACGAUGCUCUUCAAUACCCAGAUUCUGGUGACAGUAGCAGUGACUAUCUUUCUCCUGAAUUUGGUGAAGGAACACUGUAUCUACCUGCUAAACAAGAACUUCCUUAUGAAGAGCUGUGGUUGGACCAAGGAUCUGGAAAGCCUGGGGACCAGCCUCUUACUCGCUCGCUAAGUGAAAAGAACAAAUGUGACAAUUACAGAGGCUCUUUCCGAUCAAAGAAAGCACCUCUUCCUGUGCCUGGGACUAUCGGAGCAACAACCAAGUCUUCAGAUGUUUCCCUACCUCCACCUCCAGUGCCUCCCAAAUCAGAAGCAGUGAGAGAGGAGUGCAGGCUCCUGAACGCUCCCCCGGUUCCACCGCGCAGUUCGAAGCCGUCCUCUUCCACCAGUCCCUCCAUCCCUCCUCGCACGGCGAAGCCGGCCCGGCAGCAGACGCGGUCGCCCAGCCCCACUCUGUCCUACUAUUCUUCAGGACUGCACAACAUCAGCGUCGCAGAGAGUGACAACGCAAACACAGCGGAGAGCACACCCGUGUCCUGCUACCCUUGUAACAUGAUGAAAACCGAAUCCAAAGAGCCUGAGAGCACGAUGCCUUUUGGAAGCCCCUCAGCUGAAGCUCUGUCCUGUAGAUUAUCCUGGCCAAACCAUUUUUCAGGAACCGCUGAAGGCCGAAACAGGAAUGAUUUCCUGCUAGAUCCAAGCAGGAGCUAUAGCUACCCCAGGCAGAAAAUUCCAGGCACGCCAAAGAGAAACUGUCCAGCACCUUUGACUUUUGACUUGGACGGGUGUGAUCUCCCUGAGGACUGCGCGCCGCUGACGCCGGCAGAGUUUGCUAACGCCAUCUCCAGCUGCCCAAAGUCAGCCAGUUACUCACUGGAAUGCACUGAUGAGAAAACUCUAGUGGCCAGCAACACGAAGCAGAGUCACUCGUGUCCUGCCUUACCUCCUCGGGCGCCCAAAGCAGGUGAAGAGAAACCAGCUGCAGACACGUGUCCUUUACCGCUAAAAAUAGACGGUGCCGAGGAGGAAUCCAAAACGGAUUCGCCAGACCUCUUGGAAGAGCAGUAUCUCGUUAAAAAGGGCAUGCAGGACACUUUCUCUGCGUCCUACCCCUUCUCGUCUCCCCUCCACCUGCAGCUAGCGCCGAGGUCUUGCGGGGACGGCUCUCCCUGGCAGCCACCCACAGACCUGUCCGGCCUCUCCAUAGAGGAAGUGUCUAAAUCGCUGCGGUUUAUUGGCCUGUCAGAAGAUGUCGUAUCAUUUUUCGUUACAGAGAAGAUUGAUGGCAAUUUACUGGUUCAGCUUACAGAAGAAAUCCUUUCAGAAGACUUCAAGCUAAGCAAAUUGCAGGUUAAGAAAAUACUGCAGUUCAUUAAUGGCUGGCGGCCAAAAAUGUGAUGCUGACUAGUUUUUGAUGAAACUGUACGAGGUGUGCUCGAUGCCCUUCAGCUAAUACAUCACUUCCUGUUUUUUGCACUAAAAGCCCCUGUAAAUAGUAGUAGAAGAAUUCUUACUAUGCAGACAAAAGUUUGAGUGGUGAACAGAUUUUUUUUUGUAUGUCAAUAAUAAAGAUAGAGAAUCUGCAGAGGUGUGCCUUGUGCAUCCCUGAACUUUCAACAGCUGCUAAAAACUGGACAUUAAGGGAAUUUUUACUCCGUAGUCUGUUAAGACUUAGUCGUAUUUAUUACCGAAUAAUUUGAUGCUGAAAGACACACCAAUCCAGUUUACAGUUUUGUGUUAACUGCAAAAAACGUAUUUCUUAAGGGAUUAUUUCUGUCCAAGUAAUAUUUGGCAACGUGCUGUGACUUUUCGUUGCUUUUCUGUUAUCAAAAAAGCAUGUUCAGAUACACAAAAACAUCUUUUUUGACACUACAUCUGAAAAUGUUAAGAGUUGCUGUGAAGUGCUACUAAUACACUAUUCUUGCAGCCUAUUUUUUUAAUUAACAGUCUCUUC
This is a messenger RNA of Tinamus guttatus (white-throated tinamou), 2947 nucleotides long. NCBI's taxonomy places the organism in Eukaryota, Metazoa, Chordata, Aves, Tinamiformes, Tinamidae. The record is from RefSeq and is a predicted model, not a curated record.